AUGAACUCAACCAACACCAUCCCCGUGAACAAGCUGGCGGGCACGCGGGUCCUAGUGAUCGGAGGGACCUCCGGAAUCGGAUUCGCCGUGGCGCGCGCAGCGCUCGAGCACGGGGCGAACGUCUUCCUCGCCAGCUCGCAGACCAAAAAGGUAGACGAGGCCCUCACGCGCCUGAAAACCCUAUAUCCAGAGCCGGAAUACCACGCGCGCGUCGCCGGAGGAUGCGCCUGCAACCUCGGCGACCCCGCUACAUUGGAGACCAACGUGCGCAAUCUCCUCGAGCAGGCCACCACUUCCACCACAGGGAAAACUCUCCUAGACCAUAUCGUGUACACCGCCGGCGACGCCCUGAGCCUGAAGCCCGUGACGGACCCGACGCUGACGGUGGCCGGCAUCCACGCCGCAGGGACGGUGCGCGUGCUCGGGGCCCUGAUGGUCGCCAAACAUGCGCAGAGAUACAUGCGCGUGUCAACCCGCUCGUCGAUUACCUUCACCAGUGGGGUGAAUGGACACAGGCCGGCCCCCGGGUGGGCGCUCGCGGCGGCGAGUGGAGGCGCGGUGGAGGGGAUGGCGCGCGGGCUGGCGGUGGAUUUGGCGCCCGUUCGCGUCAACACCGUCAGUCCGGGCGCGGUGUUGACUGAGUUGCUUGAUAACUUCGGGGAUGAGAAGGCUAAGCUGGCGGCGGUGGAGCGGUACGCUGAGGAGACGUUGGUGCGGGAGAUUGGGAGGCCGGAGGAUGUGGCGGAGGCGUAUGUUUAUCUCAUGAAGGAUCGGUUUGUGACGGGGACGGUGGUUCAUUCGGAGGGGGGGAAGUUGUUGAAAUGAUUUUGUUGGGGGUGGUUAUGGAGGAGGGGUGUGUGGAUGGGAG
Molecule: messenger RNA, 868 nt
Organism: Aspergillus aculeatus ATCC 16872
Lineage: Eukaryota; Fungi; Ascomycota; Eurotiomycetes; Eurotiales; Aspergillaceae
Product: oxidoreductase, short chain dehydrogenase/reductase family
Exons: 1
Coding region: 1-825 (274 amino acids)
Molecular function (GO): oxidoreductase activity
Source: RefSeq, a predicted model, not a curated record